GGAAAAGCAACACAGUUCGAUCCACGGUGAAGAACCAGGUCCAGGUAUCGAUUGGGAUUUGGGUGUCGUCAAACAAAUCGGAGGGAAUCUUGUUGCUAGGUUAGCCGUUAAUUUCCGAUUCCAAUUUAGUUCAAAUGACAACCCUAAAUCCCGACCCUGCUGCCAAUCAAGAAUCGCAAGUCCCGGCAGUUGUUAAAGACAACUUGGUAGCCAUUGAUGGUGAAGGAGACGAUGGAGAAAAAGAGCUGCAUGAGCUUUUGUUGCCAAACGUCAAUGAUCUCCCCCUCUCUCCUCCUUCUGCAAUUGAAUUCAAUUUCGUCACUUACUUCGCUCCUGAUUUUAUGAAGCCUGAGCAUGAUCAAUAUAUUUAUCGCCAUGCAAAUGGGUUAUGUGUUAUUGGAUUAGCUUCUGGUCAUGUGGCCUUCAAGGAUGAAGGAGGAAUCACUUCUGUGGAUUUCAAUGUUGGAAAAUCCAAUAGAAGUGAGAUCAAGGUCACAGGGAAACGCAAAAGGAAUGCACAACAUUUCGAGUCCAAUACAGCCUUAUGUAAAGUAUGCACCAACAAUGGUUUCUAUAUUGUGAGAUGUUGUAUAAAAGGCUCUUUGUUGGAAGUAAAUGAGAGGUUAAUAAAGCAGCCAGAGUUGCUGAAUUCAUCUGCAGAUAGAGAAGGAUACAUUGCUAUUCUCAUGCCAAAACCAACCGAUUGGAUCAAGGCCAAAGAUUCAUUCAUAACCUUAGAAGAAUACAAGAAGCUUAGACAGUUUUAAGUUUUAACAUUUCCAAAUCUUUAACUAUUGUACCUUUAUGAUUCUUUAAUAAAGAUUAGAAUUACAAUAAAUAUGCUUUCUAUAUGUAACAAAUAUGUUCCCUUUUUCUUUUUAUCACUUUUCUUCACAAUUUCAA
Messenger RNA from Lactuca sativa (garden lettuce), 903 nucleotides. RefSeq names its product Single hybrid motif superfamily protein. NCBI's taxonomy places the organism in Eukaryota, Viridiplantae, Streptophyta, Magnoliopsida, Asterales, Asteraceae. Gene Ontology annotation, cellular component: nucleus. The record is from RefSeq and is a predicted model, not a curated record.